UUUGAUUACCGAGCAAGAUUUACUUCGUGCAAAUGCUGUACAAGUUUUGCGACGAGCAGCCACAGAACAAGGAAAAUGAUGGGCAGAUUUUCUUUGUUGGUGUUAUCGAGUCUCGUCACGUGGUUUGCUAUGAAGCCGUCGCUUGCUACUCCUUUGGCCGUCGUAGCUCCCUUGGCAGAUAUUGAACAAUAUACUCACGUCGAUGAAGAAGACUUGGCUUUGGAGAGAGGUGAACGGGACAUUGGUUCUGGAGAUGGUUACGAGCUUAGGACACUGAGAAAACCAGAGAUCACAAAGUUGCAGAUUAAAGGCGCUGUUACUUCCCGAUUCUCCAGUACCACAGUAACCAGUAUAUUGAAGAACCGUGCCGAUGAAGCAACGGAAGCUGUCUUUAUUAUUCAACUUCCAAAUGAGGCGUUCAUUGCUAACUUCUCAAUGGAAAUAGAUGGCAUUGUUUAUACUGCCGAGAUCCAAGAAAAAGAAGAGGCUCAGAAGAUCUACAACAGAGCUAGAAGCAGUGGCCGUAGUGGAGGACACGUUAAACAAGAGUCGGAGGAUGUAAAUAUUUUCUCUGUGUCGGUUACCGUGGCCAAGAAAAACUUCGUUACGUUUGAACUGGUAUACCAAGAGAUGUUAACGCGUAAAAAGGGUUAUUUUGAGCAUAUAACCAGUAUUCGUCCGGGUCAGAUUGUUAAAAGUAUGCAUCUGCAAGUGGCAAUUAUUGAAACUCAGGGUCUGAAAGAAGUGAACACAAGCUGGUGGAAAGAGCAAGCUAAUGGAGAGAAGAUUACAAAACACGGUAUUGGCGAGAUAAUAUUAAAAGGUAGAAAUACUAGAGCUUUCAUUGAAUAUGCGCCAACUGUUGCAGAACAGCAUCAGGAUUCGGAGGAUGGCAUUAAAGGAGAUUUCGUUAUUCGUUAUGACGUUAACCACCCAAACAGCGGAGGAGAACUUCAAGUUGUGAAUGGAUACUUUGUGCAUUACUUCUCUCCAGAAGGCCUACCAGUAGUUCGAAAAAACGUCGUCUUUAUCAUUGACAUCAGCGGGUCAAUGCGUGGAAGAAAGAUACAGCAAACUAAAGAAGCAAUGUACACUAUUCUGGGUGACCUGCGAGACAUAGAUUAUUUUAAUAUCGUCACUUUCACAGUUUCCACAAAUCAUUGGAAAAAUACACUUCAACAAGCAACUCCCGAAAAUGUCCGACAGGCGAAGAACUUUGUUUCUUGUCUAGCGGCCGGCGGUGGAACGGAUUUACAUGAGAGUCUGAUAGAUGGUGUCAGACUCCUAGACAGACUUACGGAAAAUGCAACCGAUAGCAUGCAUGGAAUUUCUAUGUUAAUAAUGCUGACCGAUGGACAACCAACAUCUGGAGUAACCGACCUCGAAGCAAUUGAAAGAGACGUGGAGCGAGAAAUAGACGACAAGUAUUCGCUUUUCAACCUUGGCUUUGGUGAGAAUGUCGAUUACGAAUUUCUUGAGAAGUUAGCUAUGAGAAAUAGUGGCCUGGCGCGGAAGAUUUACGACGAUUCAAAUGCAAACUUGCAAUUGGUGGGGUUCUUUGAAGAAGUUGCAACAGCGCUUCUUUAUGAUGUCGUUUUCGAUUACCCAGAAGAACUAGUAGAGACAGACAGCUUAACGCAGACUGUUUUCCCAAAUUAUUUCCAAGGUACUGAGCUUGUGGUAGCCGGUAAGCUAAAGCCAACUAACAUUACCAACGAAAUUCUUGAAAUGACAAUCGCUGCAAAUUCCGUCGACGUUGCUAUAGAAUUUCCACUUAGAGUCGAAACAGAGAAACCACCCGAAGCACUCCUUAAUAAACAUGCAAUUGAUGAUUUUGCUAAGCAUCUAUGGGCGUAUUUGUCGAUUAAAGAACUGUUACAGCGUCGUGAUAUCAGUAAUAGCGGCGCUGAAAAAGAAGAAUUGAAACAACAGGUUCUCGAACUAUCUCUUGAGAAUCACUUAGUCACUCCACUGACGUCUCUAGUUGUGGUUAAGCCAGAAGAAGAUAAACCAGAAUACAUUGCAUCGAACGGAGAGUUACAAGCGGACGACGUUGGAGCAGGAGGAAUUCCACCUUCUUCGAGUUUGUCGAUGGGAAUGCCAAUGAAAUUUCAAAUAAAACCAACUAAAAAAAUAAUGAAACCAACUAAAAAAACAACCAAAAAAGCUAAGACAAAAAUAAUUGUGUUAGUUCGUGAUGUCAGCGACGAGUUCUGGGUCAGAUCUGUUGUCCUGUUCAUUUGCCCUUUGACGCUUGGUAUCGCUGUUACGGGGACAAUUGUCGAGGAGCCAUUCAUCCGACCUGAAAAUCUUCGAAAGCGUUCCUACUUUGGAGAAGUAACCUUUGUAAUUGGAAAUAAAACGAUAAUCGUGAGCCCAUCGCAGAUAACUUUCGACGAAGUCUACAACUUCAGAUGGGAUUAUGACGUAGCCAUCGGUGAUCCGGAUUUAUCGAUUAGCAUUGUGAACAAACGAUUUGCCCGUGUCAAUAUCCAACCGAAUAUCACUUUAGUUGCAAUGCGACAUGCGGUGACCGGCAACAACAUCAUGAAGGUCGGGUACAUGGGAGUGUACAUUGAAAACGGACAGGGAUUGUCAGACGAUGUUCAUGGAUUGAUUGGACAAUUUCGAGACACCAAGAUGUCGAUUGACAGCAACAGCAUCCGGGUCAAUGACCAGUUCGACGUCAGUGCUACGCUAAAUGUGAAAUCUCGUAAAGUGCCCGUCACUAAGCAAUAUCGUAUGAUACCUGCGCUCGCGCAGAAACAGCCAUGUUGGUUCGCAGGCAGCAACGCAGCUGGAUUAAUCGACGGCAGCCAUGUUGACUACUUGGAGAAGACCACAUCGUAAACGCAUUUUCAAUUCGAAAAUGUAGGCCUCUAUAAUGGAAAUAACAUUUUUCUAGAUAGCAAUUAUAAUAAUUUUUGUGAAAGAACUUACGAAAGAAUGAGAUACUAUAAACUGUACACUACAAUCGAUUAUAUGCUACUAUUAGUUUAAACGUUAACGCCACAAAAACAAUUCCGUGGAGGAUCAGAGAGUUGUAAAUGGGGCGCCCACCCCCCAGCAGCAGCAAAAAACUUUAUUUCGUAAGCCUUAAACCUUAUUAAACGGGCUUUUUAAAAAUCAUGAACUUUCAGUGGAUGUAUUCCCUCAACUACCAGAAGAUUAAUGCAACACUUUUCAUCACUCAGACACUUACCAUAAACAUUGGAUUGACACCCCGCGCCUCCCCCUUUCCUCCGGGAAAAAUAUCGUGUACCCACGGAUUCCCUGCGAAUGGAAGCCGAUUUAGGCAUAAUAGGAUUAUCCGGUUUAAAAAACACGUCGUACUGCAAAAAUAAUACAUACAGUAGGCUAUAUGGGGGCUUGCCAAUCCAAGCCAAGUAUCAAUGACCACAAAUUGAAAAUUUACUUUUCAAUUAUGCAUAGACCUAUUCUCCAUAUUCGUCACUGGAAUCGAUGUAAUUGAUGAGUAAAUAAAAAAAUGGUUUCUCUGUACUAGAAUAUACUUCCACAUUAUUAUGCUAAUUACACAGUUUUCAAUGUUUAUUAUGUUUAAUAAAGAAUUUUGUCAUUGGUACACACUGGAUAGUUUUAUACACGAAACAAGAAAAAUAAAUAAUUGAACUAUACACCAACUGUUGGUGACCAAGGCAGCAUUAUGCAAUAAACGUUAACGAUAAAAGUGAAUUCGAAGCUAUAUGUA
Messenger RNA from Anneissia japonica, 3709 nucleotides. Its product is annotated as inter-alpha-trypsin inhibitor heavy chain H3-like. Gene Ontology annotation, molecular function: serine-type endopeptidase inhibitor activity. The record is from RefSeq and is a predicted model, not a curated record. Gene Ontology annotation, biological process: hyaluronan metabolic process. The transcript is spliced from 17 exons. Lineage: Eukaryota; Metazoa; Echinodermata; Crinoidea; Comatulida; Comatulidae. Bases 76 to 2850 code for a protein of 924 amino acids.